Messenger RNA from Kazachstania africana CBS 2517, 795 nucleotides. RefSeq lists its product as uncharacterized. The coding region runs from base 1 to 795 and encodes 264 amino acids. The transcript has a single exon. Lineage: Eukaryota; Fungi; Ascomycota; Saccharomycetes; Saccharomycetales; Saccharomycetaceae. The record is from RefSeq and is a predicted model, not a curated record.
AUGACGAUCGAGACAAUAUAUAUAGCGAGACAUGGGUACCGUUCUAAUUGGUUGCCCUAUGGUCCGUACCCUGCCCCACCUACUGGAAUAGACAGUGAUGUCCCUUUAGCGGAGCAUGGACGUGAUCAAGCGGUUGAAUUAGCAAACUUUAUCAAGACGCUCGAAAAUAAGCCUGAAAUAAUAUUUACAUCGCCGUUCUACCGUUGUCUAGAGACAAGUGAACCCAUUCAAGAGGCGUUAAAUGUGCCCAUAUACACAGAUCGUGGUAUUGGUGAAUGGUAUAAGCCCGAUCGUGAUAUUAUACCUGUACCUGCUACUGAUAAGCAACUUCUGAAAUUUUUUCCCUGGAUAAACGUCAACUGGGAAGAUACACUAAUUCCAAGUGAUAAGGGCGAGACUGAAGCUGAUGUCUUUGAUAGAUGUAGUGAAUUUUUACCCAAAUUCAUCAAACGUCUAGAAUCUACGUUUCCAAAAGUUUCAACCAUUUUACUUGUGACUCAUGCCGCAACAAAGGCUGCUUUAGGUAUGAACUUACUGAAAUUUCCAAAUGCUAGAGUCCCAAUAGAUGGCAAAGGAACAGUGAUAAGAAAUGCGUCAUGUUCAUUGGACGAAUACACUAGAGUCAAUGACGAUACAUGGGAUAUUGUAAUGAAUGGUAAUACAUUAUUUUUGAAGAAUGGUGAAGAAAUGAACUGGAGUUUUAUGAAUUUACUGGAAGCUGGCUCAGAUGCUGACAUCAAGGCAAGACAAUUAGAGGAAAUGGAACGUAAAAAAGCUGCUGCUCGAACAAAUUAA